Messenger RNA from Wickerhamiella sorbophila, 945 nucleotides. RefSeq names its product Ornithine carbamoyltransferase, mitochondrial. The record is from RefSeq and is a predicted model, not a curated record. Gene Ontology annotation, biological process: L-citrulline biosynthetic process. The transcript has a single exon. Gene Ontology annotation, molecular function: ornithine carbamoyltransferase activity; amino acid binding. The coding region runs from base 1 to 945 and encodes 314 amino acids. Lineage: Eukaryota; Fungi; Ascomycota; Dipodascomycetes; Dipodascales; Trichomonascaceae. Gene Ontology annotation, cellular component: mitochondrion.
AUGGCUCGUUCGUUUAUUUCUAUUGCGGAUUUGACUGCCACUGAGCUCAAAACUCUUGUCGCAAACGGUAUCAAGAUCAAAAAAGCAAUUCGCUCGGGAAACUACAAAAACCCCGCCCCUCUCCAGGGCCAAACCGUGUCUUUGAUUUUUUCAAAACGAAGCACUCGUACUCGUAUUUCUACCGAGGGUGCUGUUGCAUAUCUUGGUGGACAGCCUAUGUUCCUUGGUAAGGAUGAUAUCCAGCUUGGCGUUAAUGAGUCUCUUUACGAUACAACUCGCGUGGUGUCGUCUAUGACGUCUGCUAUCGUUGCUCGCGUGGGCCCGCAUUCUGACAUCCAGGCUUUGGCUAAGGACUCUCGGGUUCCUGUGAUUAAUGCGCUAUGCGAAAAGUUCCACCCCAUGCAGGCUGUUGCUGAUAUGAUCGCCAUUCAGGAGGCGUUCGGAGCAUUUUCCGGUCUAAAGGUUGCAUGGGUUGGCGAUGCCAACAACGUCCUUCACGAUUUUGCUCUUGCUAGCGUCAAAUUGGGCAUGGAUAUUAGCAUUGCUACUCCCAGUGGCCGGCCAGUUAGUGAUGAGAUCAAGAAAUUGAUUGCCAACAAUGCUGAGAGCGGAGCAUCUGCCCACUACACUUCUGAUCCUCUUGAGGCAGUUAAAGACGCCAAUGUGAUUGUCACCGAUACUUGGAUUUCGAUGGGUCAGGAAGAAGAGACACAGCAGAAGCUCAAGGAGUUUGCUGGCUACCAGGUCACUAUGGAUAUGGCCGCCAAGGGCGGUGCCGCUGCCAAUUGGAAGUUCAUGCACUGUCUGCCCCGCCACAAAGAGGAGGUUGACGACGAGGUCUUCUAUUCCGACCGCUCAGUCGUCUUCGAGGAGGCCGAGAACCGGUUGUACUCUGCUAUUGCCGUCCUUGAUGCGUUUGUUGUCAAUAAGGGCGUCGUUGAGUAA